AUGUUAUUUCUCAUUGCUUUAUCGUACGGAAUAAUUGCGAUUAAUUCACAAAUUAGAGUAAGCAAAGAAUCAAAGGGUGGUGUGUAUUUGCUCAAUCUUGUUCACAUUAGAUAUACAGAUAUCAUUAAAAGUGUUCACACAAAUAGAAAAAUCCCAGCCCUAGAGUAUCUUGGUUGUGGGUAUGAUAUAUUGUUUGGAAGCCCUUUUGGAGACCCGGGAACUUUAAUAGACCCAGGGUACAGAGAACCGAUAAUAUCCUAUUCAAUCAUUCAAAAAACAACAAGUCAUGCAAGAAGAGGUGUAUUCGCAAAGAUAAACGGAGCUUGGAUUCGUCCGCUUGUAGCCUGCAAGAGAUCGAACAAGGUUGAUGUUGUAAAAAACAUUGAGGAAUAUAGAGCUAUAGCUGAAAUUGAUAGUGAUGUUUCAGUUUCUGCAAUUGAGAAUUCCGCAAAAUUUUCCCUUUCCACCAACUACUCCAGGGCCAAAGAAACCUUGAAGUCCACUGGAAACAAUAUUUAUAUCGAUCGUUCCUAUUGUUUUUUGUUAGAAGCAGGCUUGCCUAUUCAUUCAAAUUGGAAGCUAAGAAGAUCAUUUAUAUUGGCUGCCAAGAAACUUGGACAUGGAUUUAAAGAAGCUACGAAAAAAUGUAGAGUUGUGCAGUAUUCCAUGAACCCAGAAAAUCCUGAUUGCAGAGAAUCUAUAAAACCAUGGAUGGAUCUUUUUGAUCAGUUUGGAACUCACUUUUCGUACAAUAUAAAGAUCGGAGGUAAAAUAACAAGCGUUAGCCAAGAGAGCGCAGAAAACAAUAGUACAAAUAACAACAGAGGUAAUUCCAUAGGUAUCGAUGCUUCUGUUGCUAAACAUGAUAAGGGACUGAGUGCCAAUGCCAACGUAUCCUUCACCUUCGGUGAACGCAGAGAUAAUGGAAACAACCUCUCCUCAAAAUAUACAAACAUCCUUGGAGGCUUACCUGUAGGCAAUAUUAAUGAUGAAUCGGAGUAUAUAAAGUGGAUAAAGAGUGUAUACAGGAAUCCAAUGCCAAUACGAUCACAAUUUGCUCCCAUUUCAAAGUUGUUCAAGAGUAAAGAACUUAGAGAGUCAUAUGAUGAAGCAUUUCAGUUUUAUUUAGCGUUGAGUUUGUCCUCAUAA
Molecule: messenger RNA, 1149 nt
Organism: Theileria equi strain WA
Lineage: Eukaryota; Apicomplexa; Aconoidasida; Piroplasmida; Theileriidae
Product: MAC/Perforin domain containing protein
Exons: 5
Coding region: 1-1149 (382 amino acids)
Source: RefSeq, a predicted model, not a curated record